Molecule: messenger RNA, 975 nt
Organism: Ornithorhynchus anatinus (platypus)
Lineage: Eukaryota; Metazoa; Chordata; Mammalia; Monotremata; Ornithorhynchidae
Product: olfactory receptor 688-like
Exons: 1
Coding region: 1-975 (324 amino acids)
Biological process (GO): G protein-coupled receptor signaling pathway
Cellular component (GO): membrane
Molecular function (GO): G protein-coupled receptor activity; olfactory receptor activity
Source: RefSeq, a predicted model, not a curated record
AUGCAUCCUAAAAGGAUGUUUGUGUCCAUCGGGGCCUCCAAUGGCUCUAGUCCCCAGGUCACAGAGUUCAUCCUAAUGGGUUUCCCGGGCAUUCACAGCUGGCAGCACUGGCUCUCCCUUCCAUUGGCCCUUCUCUAUCUCUCAGCCCUUUUGGCCAAUGCCAUGAUCCUGCUCACUAUAUGGCAGGAAAUGGUUCUGCACCAGCCUAUGUUCUAUUUCCUGGCUGUUCUGGCCCUGGUGGACAUGGGUCUGAGCACCACCAUCAUGCCCAGGAUCCUGGCCAUGCUCUGGUUCAAUGCCCGCACUAUCAGCCUCCAAGAAUGUUUCUUUCAGAUUUAUGCUAUUCACACCUUUAUGGGGCUGGAAUCCGGCAUCUUCUUAUGCAUGGCAAUUGACAGGUAUGUGGCCAUCUGUCACCCCCUCCGCUACCCCUCUGUCAUCACAGAAGGCUUUGUUCUCAAGGCCACCAUGUUCAUGGUUUUCAGGAUUGGGCUCCUAGCCAUUCCAGUUCCUAUCCUGGCUGCAAGACGUAAUUACUGCUCCAGAAAUGAGAUUGACCACUGUCUGUGCUCCAACCUGGCUGUCACCAGCCUGGCAUGUGAUGACAGGAAGGCCAACAGCAUUUUCCAGUUGACCAUAGCUUGGUUCUUGUUGGGCAUUGAUGUGGGUCUCAUCAUUGUCUCCUAUGCCCUGAUUCUGCGGGCGGUACUCAAGUUACACUCGGCCGAAGCCGCCUCCAAAGCCCUGAGCACCUGCAGCUCCCACAUCAUCCUCAUCCUCUUCUUCUACACAGCAAUUGUCGUCUUGCCCAUUACCCACACUGCAAAGAGGAUGGUGCCCUUCAUCCCUGUCCUCCUCAAUGUUCUGCACAGUGUCAUCCCCCCAGCUCUCAACCCCAUAGUGUACGCCCUGAGGACUAGGGAGAUCAAACUCGGGAUCCUGAAUCUGAUCGGGUUGGCUGGCAAGAGAAAGUGA